This is a messenger RNA of Wallemia mellicola CBS 633.66, 753 nucleotides long. Its product is annotated as 40S ribosomal protein S2. Bases 1 to 753 code for a protein of 250 amino acids. The record is from RefSeq and is a predicted model, not a curated record. Gene Ontology annotation, biological process: translation. Gene Ontology annotation, molecular function: structural constituent of ribosome; RNA binding. The transcript is spliced from 3 exons. Lineage: Eukaryota; Fungi; Basidiomycota; Wallemiomycetes; Wallemiales; Wallemiaceae. Gene Ontology annotation, cellular component: cytosolic small ribosomal subunit; ribosome.
AUGGCUGACCGUGGAAGAGGUUUCGGUAGAGGCAGAGGUCGUGGCCCACGCCGUGGCAGACAAACCAAGGACGAAAGCAAGGAAUGGGUCCCUGUCACUAAGCUCGGUCGUCUCGUGAAGGCUGGCAAGAUAAAGUCUAUGGAAGAAAUUUACCUCUUCUCCAUCCCAGUUAAGGAGUACCAAGUCGUCGACUUCUUCCUUCCAAAAUUGAAGGAUGAAGUUAUGAAGAUCACCCCAGUUCAAAAGCAAACCAGAGCUGGUCAACGUACACGUUUCAAGGCUUUCGUUGCUAUUGGUGACUCUGACGGCCACGUUGGUUUGGGUGUCAAGUGUGCUAAGGAAGUUGCUACCGCUAUCCGUGGUGCUAUGAUCGCCGCUAAGUUGGCUACUAUCCCUGUCAGACGUGGUUACUGGGGUAACGCACUCGCUGAACCACACACCGUUCCAUGUAAGGUCUCAGGAAAGUGUGGUUCCGUUAUGGCUAGAUUGAUCCCAGCACCAAGAGGUACUGGUAUCGUUGCUGCUCCAGCUUCAAAGCGUAUGUUGCAAUUGGCUGGUAUCCAAGAUUGUUACACCCAAACUAAGGGUAACACCGCAACCAUGGGUAACUUCAUCAAGGCUACCUUCCAAGCUAUCUCUGGUACUUACGCUUUCCUCACUCCUGACCUCUGGCGUGAAAUUGCUCCACCACAACAUCCAUUCGAAGAGCACUCAGCUCACCUUCAACUCGCUCAAAAGCGUUCAGCAUACUAA